GCCGAGUGGAUGUCAACACAUAGCGGCUGCUAGGAAGGUAUGGAGAAUGAGAGCAGCACACUCGAGCCUGAUAAAAGUAUGGAAACGACUCGGAGCGAUGAGCCAGAUGAUCAGCAGACGAAUACACCCGACCCGUUGAUGCUUGAUGAAGAUACCUAUCGACAAGAAAAUACAUCUAGUCCAUUGGCAUGCGAAAACUCUGGUGACCGGCAUCGAAAUGAGGUCGAAAUCAGUUAUGAGGCGAGAGGUGGUGAUGUGUCACUAGUCGAAAGCUGCACGGGCAAUGCUGAACCUUCAGGUGUUACCGAGACCGAAGGUGGCGAGCAUAUAGCGAAGGAAAUGUCAGUAGAGGAAGUUGAAGCAGUGUCAACCCACGUCAAUAGCCAUGGUGAGAAGGGGCAAACAGCUGAUGAGUUUGACGGUCAGCAACGGUGUAGUCAACAAGCUGCGUCUAACGAUUCGCAGAUUUCAAGUCAAUCUUCUGACGUAAACGUGGCAACGUCCUGCACAAAUGCAGAGGAGAUGAUAUGGCCAGGAAUGUGCUCGGAAGAACUAGCGAAUGUUAAUUGCGCAGAAAAUGAGGGAAGUGCUAGUAAUCACACAGAUUCUGUGAUGGCAAGUUGCAAAUCAUCUGCGUCACCAACCAUUCACAAUUCAGCACCAUGCGAUGUUACUGAGGAUUGCAGAGUAGAUGACUCUCAUCCAGGCGUUCGAGAAAGCGAUGACCAAGUUAACGGCAACCAAAGUAGCGAAAAAGAUGCAAUUUCACAUUUGUUGGACGGACAGUCGUCAAAUUGCACUGAGGUGGUACUGGUAGUGCAAGACAGUGUUUCUUGUAAAGAUGAACAGAAUAGUAGCCACGAAUCCACGGGCACUCUGUUUCCUGAGGGACCAUCGAACAUGGCCGAUGCCACCGACACGCGUGAAGGAGACAAAUUGAACAACGGCGUCCAAUGUGCCGCAAGCAAGCUAACACCCACAGUACCCACAGCUAACACUGAGCUUGGUUGCGUUGUAGCCACACCUGGCCUGGAGGAACUAUCUGUGAUAAGCGACCGUGUUAGCGCAGUCGAGCAAACGUCCGAGAGCGAAGUACAUUCCGAUCCUGAUAGAAGACAAGGAGGGGCCAAAUCUGUAGUUGAAGGCAGUUGUGAAGACGAUUCGGGUGUCAUUCAAAUCUGCGCGCCGGAGCAGGAGGUUAGUGAAGACGCGGCAUUGUCGAACAAUGGUGUGGUACAAGCAGAAGAGCUGUACCAACUGCCAAACGGUCUCAAAGUUCUACCACAACUUCACGAGCUACAGCAGCAAUGUAUGGAGCAAGCCAAACUGAUUGCAAAGCUGGAGAGGAAGGUUUCGGAGCAGAAGAACCAGUGCGAGGUGGCCGCUGGGGAGAAGACCGCGCUCGCACAGCAGACAGGAGAGAGCGAGCAGAUCUACCUGGCGCAAACCAAAGAGAUGGAGCGGACGAUUGCUGAACUGCAGACGACGCUGGAAGCCACGCGGCAGCAGUUGCAGAACCAGGACGCUGCCGCGAGGAGGGCGCUAGCUGCCAACCAAGUGCGCAUCGAACAGCUUCAGCGUCGCGCGGACGGCGCAGAGGAGGAGCGCACGAGCAUGGUGAUGCGCUACGCCUGCAGCGAGAAGGAGCUGCUCGACCAGCAGAGGGCGCGUGAGAUGCUUGAGCGACGCCUCGGCGAUGCGACACGGGAGCGGGAUGCUGCGGCCGCGCGCGCUCACCACCUCAAGCAAGAGAAGAACAGCUUCGCGGCACGCUUUGAGCGCAAGUCGGCCGAGUUUCAGGCUCUGCAUCGUGAGUUCGAGAAGGCCAAGGAGGAGUUAAACUCCCAGCGAAUCAAGGUCAAGUGGGCUCAGAAUAAACUGCAAGCCGAGAUCGACGGCCACAAGGAGACGCGGCUGGAGCUGGAGGAGGUGCAGAGGAAGCUGCGUGUUGCACGCGAGGAGAGCGAGCAGAUACGCAGGAACUGCCAGCAGAUGAUGCGCGCCUACCACGAGUCCGAGCACGAGAAGCCAGCGGGUGAGGGUCAGCAUGAGCAGCAGCAGCAGCAUGAGCACGGAGGAGAGAAGACCAACCUCUCUGAGGUACAUGAGAUGCUGGGAAAGGAGAUAGACAGUCUGCGUAGGCAGCAGAAGGACAGCGUUGAAGAGUACAAUACAAUGAAGGACAAGGUGCUGAGCAUGGAGAUCGAGCGGCAGGCACAGGAGAAGACGCUGCUGGGCUAUCAGGACAUCCUGCAGAACCAGAAGGCUGAGAUCAUGUCACUGAAGGCGCAGAUCGAGCAGGGUCAGCUCGUGCAGAACGCACUUGAUGAGGAGCGGGAGCACAGUGCGCGGCUGCAGCAGGAGCUGGACACGCUGCGGCAGCACCAGGAAGACGUGGCCGAUCGCGCGGUAGCGAUGCGCAGCAAGGAGCGUGAGCUACUCGGCUUUACCGAGAAGGUGACGGCGAAGAACGCACAGCUGCAGUCGCAGCGCAGCGCCGUCGACGCCAAGGUUUUUGCUAUGGCUUCAGACGUCGAGAGGCUCACAAAAUUCAGCAAUGGCUUGCAAAAUGAAUGUAAGAAGCUGGAGAAGGAGCUGGGAGAGGAGACACGGAAGAGGGUAGAGGAGACGAGUGAGCUAACGCUGCAGCUACAGGAGAAGACCACUUUAGUGGAGCAGCUACACACGAGGGUUAAGGAUGAGGAGAACGAAAACAAAGUCCUAAAGAAGAGGCAUACACUGGCUCUUAGGGACUUGCAGCGUGAGCUCAUACACUAUCGCCGCCGCGCCGACGAAUCGGGGAGCGUCGCAGACAGAGAUCGUAUGUCCGGUUCGCUGGCCAGCUCGACGGGGUCGCUUGACACGGCAGGCAAGCACGCGGGCGGCGUGAGGGCGAGCGCGAGCACACCGAGCGUCGCGCGCGAGUCGCCAUCACUGCUCGAGAGUCUGAGGAUCAUACAGUCGUACGUGGUGAGAGAGGAAUCGGGAGCUCUUACCUCCGAGAUCAGUGAUACUAUCAAGUGUAAGUGA
Molecule: messenger RNA, 3030 nt
Organism: Priapulus caudatus
Lineage: Eukaryota; Metazoa; Priapulida; Priapulimorpha; Priapulimorphida; Priapulidae
Product: coiled-coil domain-containing protein 186-like
Exons: 16
Coding region: 40-3030 (996 amino acids)
Biological process (GO): vesicle cytoskeletal trafficking
Cellular component (GO): trans-Golgi network
Molecular function (GO): small GTPase binding
Source: RefSeq, a predicted model, not a curated record